This is a messenger RNA of Bolinopsis microptera, 438 nucleotides long. Its product is annotated as centromere protein V-like. The transcript has a single exon. The coding region runs from base 1 to 438 and encodes 145 amino acids. The record is from RefSeq and is a predicted model, not a curated record. Lineage: Eukaryota; Metazoa; Ctenophora; Tentaculata; Lobata; Bolinopsidae. Gene Ontology annotation, molecular function: carbon-sulfur lyase activity.
AUGUUUAUACAGCUGAUGGCAGGAGUUGCAGCCUCUGAAGAUCUAGUCACUCACUCUGGUUCAUGUCAUUGUGGUAAUGUUAAGUUCACAGUUCUAGCUCCCAGCACGCUGGAUGUUUGGAAGUGCAACUGUUCCAUCUGUACUAAGAAACAAAACGACCAUUUUAUCGUACCCAAAUCCAGAUUGACACUGGCUCCAGGAUCAGAGAACCAUCUUACAACCUACUCGUUCAACAGUGGUAAAGCGAAACAUACCUUCUGUAAAACAUGUGGCGUGCAGAGUUUUUAUACCCCUCGAUCAAACCCUGAUGGAGUUGGGGUCAUGCCCCAUUGUAUUGAUAGUAAGACUGUGACUGAAAUUGUGUGCAAGGAGUUUGAUGGACAGAACUGGGAACAGUUUAUUGAAACUUCUGAUAUCCGGAGUAAAUCUAAAGAGUGA